AUGAGUUUCUUAGGAAGGUUGAAUUAUAGUGGACGCUUCAUUGCUCGAUCCACAGUAAUUAUAGAACCAAUUCUCAAACUCCUCAAGAAAGGUGCUCCAACUAAAUGGACGGAGGACUGUCAGAAAGCCUUUGACACAAUCAAAAGAUACCUAUCAAAUCCACCCAUUUUGGUCACGCCAAGGCCGGGAAGUCCUUUGUUGUUGUACAUGUCAGUAUCAGAGAAUGCUUUUGGGUGCAUGUUGGCACAAAAUGACAAAACAUGGAAGAAAGAAAGAACCAUAUAUUACAUUAGUAAGAAGUUCACACCCUGUGAAUCCAGCUAUUCCUUGGUGGAAAAGACGUGUCGCGCUCUAACCUGGGUGUCUCAGAAAGUAAGAUAUUAUAUGGUUGCAUACACCACCCAUUUGAUUUCAAGAAUGGAGCCCCUGAUGUACAUCUUUCGCCAACCUAUACCGAUAAAGAAGCUGGCCAAAUGGAAAAUGCUAUUAAGCAAGUUCGACAUUCAAUACGUUGCACAGAAAGCAGUUAACGGGCAAGCAUUAGCAGAUUUAUUAGCAGGAAGCCCAGUAGAUGACAAUCUCGUACCUUUGUGGAAUUACUUCCCGGAUGAAGAAAUAAUGACAAUUGAGGGCGAAGAAAAUGAAGAUGAAUUAGGAUGGAAAGUAUACUUUGAUGGAGCAGUCAAUUUUAAAGGUUCAGGAAUCGGGGUCGUCUUGGUUUCAGACUCAGGCCAAUAUUAUCCAGUGUCUGCCAAGUUGAACUUCAAUUGCACCAACAACAUGGUUGAAUACGAGGCGUGUAUCUUGGGUCUACGUUUAGCCCUUUACAUGGGUGUGCAAAACCUUCAGGUAAUUGGUCACUCGGAUUUGUUGAUUCAUCAAGUUCGAGGAGAAUGGGCCACUAAAAAUGAGAAGAUCAUACCCUAUGUCAGACUUGUGCAAAGAUUAGCAGAUCGGUUCCAAGAAGUCAAGCUCAAACAUAUACCAAGAACCCAGAAUGAGUUUUCUAAUACAUUGGCAACAAUGGCAUCCAUGAUUUAA
Messenger RNA from Lycium ferocissimum, 1041 nucleotides. RefSeq lists its product as uncharacterized. The transcript has a single exon. The coding region runs from base 1 to 1041 and encodes 346 amino acids. The record is from RefSeq and is a predicted model, not a curated record. Lineage: Eukaryota; Viridiplantae; Streptophyta; Magnoliopsida; Solanales; Solanaceae. Gene Ontology annotation, molecular function: RNA-DNA hybrid ribonuclease activity; nucleic acid binding.